Molecule: messenger RNA, 360 nt
Organism: Glarea lozoyensis ATCC 20868
Lineage: Eukaryota; Fungi; Ascomycota; Leotiomycetes; Helotiales; Helotiaceae
Exons: 2
Coding region: 1-360 (119 amino acids)
Source: RefSeq, a predicted model, not a curated record
AUGCAAUUCCAAAUCUCGACUAUCGCUCUUCUCGCGGCGACCUUGGUCCCAAGAAUUGUCGCUGUGCCGACGGCAGACUUCCCUUCGAACGGAACGUUGACCGAAUCCACUGCCGUUCGUCAGUACUGCGUUCUGAACUAUCAUUACUGUGGCUGGAAUCUUAUCGAGAACCACUUGGAGGAUUACCGAUCCAGAAUCAGUAGCAAACUGUGCAGCAAAUUCGGAAAAUGUGAUCCCGGGGAUAAGGAUAUCUGGAACAGUCUGUGGAACUGCGGAGCAGACCUCGAGUUUUUAGGCUUCUGUGGCGGGGAUUACUCCUGUGUUGAUGGGGGUGCAGCCAGUGACUAUUGCAGAGCUUAA